UUAUGUUUGUGUUGGUAUCGGAGAUUUAGAUAUGUCAACUUUUGAUAAAGACUUGUCAUCUCUUGACGAAUAUUACGAAAAUGAAAAAAGCACAGAUGACUUGGAACAAGAAUUGAUACUAGCCGCAGCGAAUGCUGACGCAAGAAACCACGAACAUAAUUCUAACCCAGCAGAAGACACUUCACCGAGCACUUCUCCCCCAGUCGAGAAUUCGCCCCAACACGAAUAUGGUAAUAGUAGUGGAAGUAGGUUGAAGCGGAGCGUAUCUCCUUGUGCCGAAGAUGUUAGUCGAGUUACAUUUCUUAAGACGACUGAUGGGGAAGCAGUUCCACGUCCCAGUGAAGGUUACGGCAAAAUCAUAGCCACUCAUUACAAUACGCUCGAGGAGAAGGGCCUACAUGAACGUUCCAAAUCUAGAAUAUUUUACUUACGUAACUUUCACAAUUGGAUUAAAAGUAUGUUAAUUAAUGAGUAUUUAACUAAAAUUAAAGAUGGAAAGCGACACAAUUCACCCAUCCACGUCUUGGAUAUGGGUUGUGGUAAAGGAGGUGAUCUUCUCAAGUGGCGUAAGGGUGGUAUAACGCAUUUAAUUUGCAAUGAUAUUGCCGACGUUUCCUUGGAUCAGUGCAAAUCGCGCUAUCAAGACAUGAAAAGUCGGAACGGACGUGACCGCAACUCCACUAUAUAUACCGUGGAAAACAUUGCUGCCGAUUUCACCAAAAUUCGUCUAAGAAAGAAAUACAAAGAUCCCUCGAUAAAGCUAGACCUAGUCAGUUGCCAGUUUGCAUUUCAUUACGGGUUCGAGUCGCUGGCACAGGCCGAAUGCACUAUGCACAACGCCGCAGAAUGUCUGCAGCCGGGCGGAUUUUUUAUCGGGACAAUUCUCGACUCGAAUGAUCUCAUUUCCCGUGUUAGAAAAGCGGGUUCAAACGUUUUCGGUAACGGAAUUUUCAAGGUCGAAUUCGAAUGCGAUGUUAAUAAACCCCCGUUGUUCGGGGGCAAAUACCACUUUAACUUGGAUGGUGUCGUCGACUGUCCGGAAUUUCUGGUACACUUUCCCACUCUGAUUAAAUUGGCGAAGAAGUACGGCAUGAAACUGGUGCGCUCCGAGAAGUUUUACGAUUUUUACGAACGGAUGCAUGUGGACGGGCAACAACUGAUGGGCAACAUGAAAGGUUUGGAAACUUUCCCGCCUUAUCCGAAUACCAGCUUGGUGGGAACUGAUGGGGACGAUUAUAGUCAUGCCGAGGAUUUUUUAAGAAACACAUUUCAUAAUCGGAAUCCCAACAGUAAAAUCGGGACGUUGUCGAAAUCUGAGUGGGAAGCUUCUUCUCUGUAUGUGACAUUCGCCUUUGAGAAAGUGAAGAACACAUGGGCUGCAGAUGGUACUCCAAUUUAUCAAUUUUAACUGAACAGUUCUGACUUUGGGUUAUUGUUCUACAAUGCCAUCACAUUUUAUCAACAGGCUUUUGUCCACUCUGUAUUUAUUUCUAAGACAAUUAGAAUAUUUCCGUUCUAAAACACACGCAAACACGAAAUGAGAACAUCUUAAUAUUGGUAUAGCUAAUUUAGAUGACUAAACAAAUUUUGUAUAUUUAGGUGCUUACAAAAUAGAUUAUAUAUUGAUUUGUA
Molecule: messenger RNA, 1632 nt
Organism: Photinus pyralis (common eastern firefly)
Lineage: Eukaryota; Metazoa; Arthropoda; Insecta; Coleoptera; Lampyridae
Gene: Rnmt
Product: mRNA cap guanine-N7 methyltransferase
Exons: 2
Coding region: 32-1408 (458 amino acids)
Biological process (GO): 7-methylguanosine mRNA capping
Cellular component (GO): nucleus
Molecular function (GO): mRNA 5'-cap (guanine-N7-)-methyltransferase activity
Source: RefSeq, a predicted model, not a curated record